AUGCCAUUCGAACAAGUAUACUCUCCGAUCGAUGGAAGCAUCUUUGGACUUCGGUUCCUACUCUCAUUUUUUACAUAUAUAGAUUUCAAUCACCCCUUAAUUGAUUUCGUGUCAUUUGUGGACAAAACCCUAAUUCAAUGCCAUAGAUUGAAGCUCAAGAAAUUUGGAGUGUAUACAUGUUAUGACAUUGAAUUUGAAUCUCAAUUCAACCGUUGGAUUCGUUAUGCCAUAAGUUGUAACGUUGAAGAACUUAUUUUGAAGUUAUGGUAUCCAGGAUCGAAAGCCGAGUUUCAAUUGGAUCAAUCUUUAUACAUCAGUUCAUGUUUUACAGAUCUGACAUUAGCAGGCUGCGUGUUUAAUCCAAUGGGGAUGAUUAGUUGGAAAAAUCUUAGGAGUUUGUUUAUUUCCGAUGUGAUUUUAAAUGAAGUUUUGAUCGAAAACAUAUUAUCCAGGAGUCCUCUAUUAGAAAAUUUGGUAUUAGAUGAUUAUUAUGGUUUUAGUCGGCUUGAUAUUACUUCAAAAAGUGUUAAGAACUUGAUGUUGGUAGGAUACAUGGAUCCCGAUGAUGAUUCUGCUAAUAAUAUUAUGCGAAUCAAUGCUCCUAAUAUUCUAUCACUAACAAUCAAAGGUUGUUUGUUGAUGUGGAAGAUUUUGUUGUUAAACGUGUCUUCUUUAGUUGAAGCUAACUUUGAUUAUGAAAAGUUCGGGUAUUAUGAGACAACAUCUGAAGAAGCGGAAGAUGACAUGCUUAAAGGAUUUAUAGUAAAUUGUCACAAUGUCAAGGAGCUUAAAAUUGGGUUUUUAUGUUCUAAGGUUCUGGCUCGUUUGGAAGCUAAAGGUUUUGUUUUUCCAUCGAAUAUGAACUUUCAAUCGUAUUGUAGUGUUUCAUCACCUUCUUUAUACUCUGAUAGUGAUUCAUUAUUAGAUAGUGAUUAA
Lactuca saligna is the source of this 936-nucleotide messenger RNA. The record is from the annotation of a GenBank genome assembly. Lineage: Eukaryota; Viridiplantae; Streptophyta; Magnoliopsida; Asterales; Asteraceae.